UUAACCGGAAGCCAGUCAAUCGUAGACGAAUAAAGCUUUGUGGAUCCGAACGGGCUAUGGCUGACAUUCUUUGUUGACUAAAGUGGCCGUAAUACUGCAUUAGAUCAGCGAUUUCGCGACGCGACGCGACGACUAACGUAAAUUCUACUAAUUAUUGUCAUUGGUUGAAGAAAAGUGGUCGCGAGCGCUUCUCGAGGGGAGACUUAAUUUGCGGUGAGCUAACGCAAACGUGUUAGCUCCGCUCAGCUCCUUUCCGCUCAGCUCCGCUACGAUGUCGCUGCACGGCAAGAGAAAAGAAAUCUACAAAUACGAGGCGCCAUGGACGGUCUACGCAAUGAACUGGAGCGUACGACCGGACAAACGCUUUCGCUUGGCUCUAGGAAGCUUCGUGGAAGAAUACAACAACAAGGUCCAGCUAGUGGGUCUGGAAGAAGAGAGCUCAGAGUUCGUGUGCCGGAACACCUUUGACCACCCGUACCCAACCACCAAGAUCAUGUGGAUCCCGGAUACUAAGGGGGUCUAUCCAGACCUGCUGGCCACCAGCGGGGACUACUUGCGCAUCUGGAGGGUCAGUGACACGGAAACACGCCUUGAAUGUUUGUUGAACAACAACAAGAACUCAGACUUCUGCGCGCCGCUCACGUCCUUCGACUGGAACGAGGUGGACCCUAACCUUCUGGGCACAUCCAGCAUCGACACCACCUGCACCAUCUGGGGUCUGGAGACAGGUCAGGUUCUAGGUCGCGUCAACCUGGUAUCGGGACACGUCAAGACGCAGCUCAUCGCCCAUGACAAAGAGGUGUACGACAUCGCCUUUAGCCGGGCGGGCGGCGGCCGUGACAUGUUCGCCUCGGUGGGCGCCGACGGCUCGGUGCGCAUGUUCGACCUGCGCCACCUGGAGCACAGCACCAUCAUCUACGAGGAUCCCCAGCACCACCCGCUGCUGCGCCUCUGCUGGAACAAGCAGGACCCCAACUACCUGGCCACUAUGGCCAUGGACGGAAUGGAGGUUGUCAUCCUGGACGUACGUGUGCCGUGCACGCCGGUGGCUCGCCUCAACAACCACCGCGCCUGCGUCAACGGCAUUGCCUGGGCGCCACACUCCUCGUGUCACAUCUGCACCGCAGUAGCCGACGACCACCAGGCUCUGAUCUGGGACAUCCAGCAGAUGCCCCGCGCCAUCGAAGACCCCAUCCUGGCGUACACGGCCGAGGGCGAGAUCAACAACGUGCAGUGGGCGUCCACGCAACCCGACUGGAUCGCCAUCUGCUAUAACAACUGUCUGGAGAUCCUGCGUGUCUGAAUGGGGAAGGAGAGGAGACCACCCCCCCUUCCUUGAAGAGAACUCUGAUUGAACUGUUUGGAGUGGACAUGCUCGGCAAUAAGCCUGGCUUUUUUGUCCGUGAGGCCAUUGUUCUUCGCCUUCUUCUAUUUCUACUCCGUGUGUUCCAGCUCUUUUAUUUAUUCUGCUCUCCAGGUAGACGUCUUGUAGUACUGAGGAGUUUCAGUGCCAAAUUCACAAGAAAAGGAAGAAUUGCUCUACGAGAUUUAGCCUCCUAGAAAAUAGGAGUGUUAAUCUUGUGGUGUUAAUGUUCCUUUUCAGGAUGUCCCUGAUAUUCCUCUGUAUCGUAGUGCUGAACUCAGACAAAGAUUUUGACGUUUGUGAGAUGGUUGUCAUGAUUUCGGUUGUUUGUGUUGUGAAGAUUAAAUAUCAAUUCCGUCAUGACUUCCUAUGGACAGCAGCAACUCCAGACUCUGUAAACAUCUUUGCCCCUUUCUUACAGUUUACCUGUGCUGGAAAAAUGGACUUUUGCCCUCUUGUCUCCUUCCACACGUUGAGGUUGUCUCCUUGUAGCAUGCCAUUACAAGGCAAGGGGGAAAAAGUGUACAUACAUAUAAAUAUAUCCUUCUAAACAUGUCGGAUAGCAAAGUGGUCAAGUUGUAGGCUUUUUUUGCAUUAGGUCUCAUGGAAUUUGGUCUAAUAAAUUGUAUUCAUCCACGUAUCAACUCCGUUUGUAGUUAUUGUCCACUUCUACCUAAUGUAUUGAACUGUUCCUCAAAUAUUUAUA
Molecule: messenger RNA, 2069 nt
Organism: Syngnathus acus (greater pipefish)
Lineage: Eukaryota; Metazoa; Chordata; Actinopteri; Syngnathiformes; Syngnathidae
Gene: dcaf7
Product: ddb1 and cul4 associated factor 7
Exons: 7
Coding region: 272-1303 (343 amino acids)
Cellular component (GO): nucleus
Molecular function (GO): protein binding
Source: RefSeq, a predicted model, not a curated record